AUGAGCAAUGGAUCAGUCACCCCCCUUUCAACUGGAUCAACAUCAAGCUUGGAAUACGAAGGGACCAACAUGUUCAUUGACAUCACCGGAGUCCCAGACUUACCUCUCAUCAUCCACAGAUACAACAACUAUCUCAGAGUCAACGACGAUACCAUCGGGGAUAUUCCCUUCCAGUACCCACCUCGACAUUACCAGUAUAUCGACGGACCCAAUUACUUUCUGGUCCGAUCAAGACAUGAUGGACAUCUGGCAGCAGUAUUGACAGCGAUGCAGUCAGAAAUGUCAUCUGUAGCGAUCCCGAGGGAUGGGAAUCAGCCGGAAUUGGAGCCAAUCUGGAGAUCGAUAGAUCACUUGCAGCAAUCUCCAGGGACAACGGCUUCUGGAUCAGAUAUCUGCCUUUCCUCAGCAUGUUUGAGUGAAUCGAAUCAAUAUGUGGAACAAUUUGACGGAUGGGAAAACGAGUGGCCCUACACAAUUCCAAGAAGCCACCCACCUCAGCCACCUAGAUACAACAAUUGUAGUUCAACAACCCUGUUGGGGAAAUAUUUAGAACACCUUGCUGAACAUUUGAAACAAGUGUUUGAAGAAGAGGACAUUGAACAAUAA
Messenger RNA from Paraglomus occultum, 606 nucleotides. NCBI's taxonomy places the organism in Eukaryota, Fungi, Glomeromycota, Glomeromycetes, Paraglomerales, Paraglomeraceae. The record is from the annotation of a GenBank genome assembly.